AUGGGUGUCCAAAGUGGUGAUCAGACGCAAGCUGGCUCCUCAAGUACUAUCAAUCCUCUCGUUCAAGAGUUCGGACUACUGCAAGUCCUCGAUGAUUUGAUCCGCCUAAGAGCUGCUGAUGCUGUUCAACAUCCGAUUCUUGCCUAUCCUCAUUCGGAGAGUGAUGCGGCCUCGUUUGAUUAUUAUACCGGACAGGACUUGGAUGAUAUGAUUAACCAGGCCGUCACCAGUCUUAUUGACGACGGAUUUAAGCAGUCAAAGUCAACAAAAGAUAGAUCUAUCGUUGCGCUCUUGACGUUAUCAGACAUCAACCUGGUCGUCACAUUCUUUGCCCUAAGUCGACUGGGCCACACUGUCAUGAUGCUUUCCCCGAGACUUUCUGGCGAAGCUUGUGUUGGAUUACUGGAAAUUGUGGGAUGCAAUACGAUAAUUUACGGAAAAUCAUCCAGUAUUCGCACUACUUUGGGUGAGAUUCUGCAACGAAAACUUGUCAGUUGCCGUCCAAUGCUCUCGAACUCUUUGAACAAUAAACCAGAAUCAUCCUUCUUGGUCUUGCAUCGCAAUCGGAAUCCUGAAAAGGUUGCUAUCAUCCUUCAUUCUUCAGGGUCAACGGGCACUCCAAAGCCACUUUUCCUCACUCAUCGAGCUUUGAUGACCCACCCACUAAGAGGUCCUGGGCUUACCUCUUUCAAUCCUCUUCCUUGGUAUCAUCUUCACGGUCUAUCGACUGCAUUACAGGCUAUGUGGAUGCGAAAGACUGCCUACAUGUGGAACUCUGCUCUACCAUUCACGGCUGAUCUUUUGGUUGCAGCUCUUGAGGAAGCAGAGCCAGAAUCCAUCGCCGCGGUCCCGUAUAUCCUUCAACUUUUGAUCAAUGAUACUCGAGGUAUCGCAGCACUCCGACGUUGCAUGCUCGUCACCUAUGGGGGUGCGCCGUGUCCCGAUGAACUUGGAGAUCGGCUUGUUAGUGAAGGUGUCCAUUUCAGUGGUUCAUUUGGCCUGACUGAAGCUGGACUCGUCGCUGAAUCAAUCUCACGGCCGACGGGAGACCCGUAUUGGAAUUAUCUGCGGUUCUUUGACAACAUUUCUACUUAUAUCUGGAUGAAACCUAUAUCCGAGUCUGACUUACUUUAUGAGUGCGUCUAUCUGGCUGGUCAUCCAGCCCUGACAGCUUCAAACUCCGAUGAACCACCAGGUUCAUUCCAUUCCAAGGAUGUAUUUACGCCCCAUCCUACAAUUCCGGAUCGCUGGAAGUAUAUGUCGAGGCUAGAUGAUCGUAUCAACCUCAUCAAUGGUGAGAAGGUUCUGCCUCUUCCUAUUGAAGGCUGUAUCAAGCAACACCCACUCGUCCAUGAAGCUGUCGUGGUCGGACUGGGUAAGGCUGCUCCUGGUCUUCUGAUUUUGAGAGCCCCUGAAUCUGAAGUGGAGCAUGCAACUGACGAUGAAUAUCUUAAUCACAUCUGGCCAAUCAUUCAGGAGGCCAACUCGCACGCUGAAACCUUCGCGCGGAUCUCCCGCGAUUUGGUCGCUAUAUUACCUUCUGAUGCCAAGUUUCCUCGAACCGACAAAGGAUCCAUGAUCCGAGCCAAAGUCUACCAGCAGCACGAGGGGCUUAUUGAAAGCCUCUUCCUCAAGGAAAAUCAAUUGGAGGGAAAGCUCGAGCUCGAUAUUGCCGAAACGGAGUCUCUUCUUCUCCAAAUGGCUCGAGAAGAACUGAGGAUUUCCAUAUCAGGAGCAACCGCCAACUUUUUCUCCGAGGGAGUUGAUAGUUUGAAAGCGAUCCAUUUUCGGCGUCUAAUCCUUCAACGCUUCAAAUUCCAGCAAAGCCACAUUCCAACUCAGAAUGUUAUUUUCGAUGCGGGGAGCAUAUCGCAGUUGGCUCAACAUAUUCACACUUUGCAAAAUGGCAAUAAAAUUGCAAGUAAAAACAGUGCUAUAUCGGUGAUGACAGACUUGAUCGAGAAAUACUCCGCGUUCCAACGACAUCAGCCUCGACAAGAGGUGUACCCAAAUACAACGAGUGUGCUUCUAACAGGAGCAACCGGUUCUAUCGGUGCGCAUACAUUGUUUGAGCUACUCAAUGACGACUCUAUAUCGACAAUUUAUUGCCUCACUAGGCGCGUAUCGUCGCUGGAGACAGUAAUCAACGCUUUGGUUGAAAAGGAUCUAUAUAUCAGCCCCGAGCAGAUGACCAAGAUCAUCGCUUUCAACAGCUCUCUCGAUAAGCCCGGUUUUGGUCUGAGUCUGGAAGAAGACAUGAUCAAACACAUGCUUGACUCGGUUUCUCUAAUUAUUCACACUGCAUGGCCCGUUAACUUCAACCUUCCUGUGUCCCAAUUCGAGCCACAUAUCCAGGGACUCUACAACCUGAUCCAAUUUUCGCUCUCCGUUCAUAGACCUGAGCCAGCUGUUAUGAUGUUCUGCUCCUCUGUCUCGGCUGCUCUAAGCUCACCUUCUGAUGAGAUACUCGAGGAGCCAGUUGCUUUGGAUCAUUCUUUCAUGGGCUAUGGACAGUCCAAGGUAGUCGGAGAGCGGAUUGUGAGCAAUGCGCGCCAGAGUGGUGCGAGAGCAUAUUCACUCCGAAUUGGACAGGUCUCGGGUCACUCCAAGAAAGGCCUGUGGAAUGACUCCGAAGCUCUACCGCUAAUGAUCCGAUCGGCACUCACUAUCAACGCGCUGCCAGAUCUAGAUCAAGAAUGCUCCUGGCUCCCAGUGGACAAGCUUGCCUGCAGUAUCCUCGAGCUGGCCAAAUCAUGCUCAUCUCUAGCUGAUACCCGGGACACCCAGGCAUCACAUUCAUCUACGGCACAAAGGGAUGACUCUAUUUUCAAUGUGUACAAUUCUCGUUCGUUCCCUUGGUCAUCGCUCCUGGACACUCUUAGACUUUGUGGGUUUGAGUUUGAUUCAGUGCCCUUCGAGGAAUGGUUGCAUAAGCUUCGUGAGAGCGAGGCAAGGGGUGAAGAACGUGCCAAUCCAGCGGUCAAGCUCAUUCACCACUAUGAGCAAAUGCAUGGAGGGAAGCGCUCUGCUGGGACGAGCAAAUUUAAGAGAUUUAUCACGGACAAGGCUGAGAGGGAUAGCGUUACUCUGCGAAAUGGGCGAUUACGAAUUGUUGAUGAUGGUAUUCUCAGCUGCUAUGCCCGGGACUGGCUAGCAAGAUGGAAGUAA
Molecule: messenger RNA, 3168 nt
Organism: Penicillium antarcticum
Lineage: Eukaryota; Fungi; Ascomycota; Eurotiomycetes; Eurotiales; Aspergillaceae
Exons: 4
Coding region: 1-3168 (1055 amino acids)
Source: RefSeq, a predicted model, not a curated record